This is a messenger RNA of Manis javanica (Malayan pangolin), 2664 nucleotides long. RefSeq names its product exonuclease 3'-5' domain containing 1 (gene EXD1). Lineage: Eukaryota; Metazoa; Chordata; Mammalia; Pholidota; Manidae. Gene Ontology annotation, biological process: nucleobase-containing compound metabolic process; piRNA processing. Gene Ontology annotation, molecular function: nucleic acid binding; 3'-5' exonuclease activity. The record is from RefSeq and is a predicted model, not a curated record. Gene Ontology annotation, cellular component: PET complex.
AUUGGCUCCUCGGGAAACAGCGGACUUGUUCCUUGGUCCUGCUGGCGUCCGCUUCGCCACGCGGGGAUCCCGCGAAGCCCGCUUUUCCCAGUGUCUGGGUACUUAAAGAAGAUUAUUUGAAGACUACUUUUGGAAUCAAACAGCAUGGAUCCCAGCAGUGACUACUACUUCCUCAAUCAGAUUUUGUGGAGAAGGGUGAAACUCACAUUGGUCUGUGGCAUCUUUGAGGGAGUGCUCCAGCAUGUGGACCCUAACAAGAUUGUUGUCCUAAAGAAAGUGAAGAAUGUGGAGACUGGUCGAAGUGUCCCAGGAGUGAAGAUGUUUUUUGGGCAUGAGAUUGUGAACGUGGAACUACUAGAUGAAGUGGAACUACUAGAUGAAGUGACAGAAAAGGCAUCUUCUGUUAGUCUAAAUGCAGAAAGAACCAGGAAGGAUGGAAUGAAAAAUGAAAAUCUAAAUGUAUGUGAGCAUCCUUCUCCUGUCCCUGAGUUGUCAACCACCUCUCUGCUGAAUGACCUCAAGUACAGCCCAUCAGAGGAAGAGGAAGUGACAUACAUAGUCAUCGAUCAGUUCCAGCAGAAGUUCGGUGCUGCAAUGCACCACAUCAAGAAGCAGAGUGUCCUGAGUGUGGCAGCAGAAGGUGCUAAUGUGUGUCGACAUGGAAAACUAUGUUGGUUUCAGGUGGCCACAAAUAGCCGAGUUUACUUAUUUGACAUUUUCCUUCUGGGAAGUCGUGCAUUCAACAAUGGACUUCAGAUGAUAUUAGAAGACAAGAGAAUUUUGAAGGUUAUCCAUGACUGUCGUUGGCUUUCUGAUUGUCUAUCUCAUCAGUAUGGAAUUUUUCUGAAUAAUGUCUUUGACACACAGGUAGCAGAUGUCCUUCAAUUUUCCAUAGAAACAGGUGGCUUUCUUCCAAAUUGCAUCAGUACUUUACAGGAGAGCUUAAUCAGACAUCUUAAAGUAGCCCCCAAAUAUCUCUUCUUUCUGGAGGAGAGACAAAAACUGAUUCAGGAAAAUCCAGAAGUGUGGUUCACACGACCUCUUUCACCCUCUUUACUGAAGAUUUUGGCUUUGGAAGCCACCUACCUGCUACCCCUUCGCUUAGUGCUGCUGGAUGAGAUGAUGUCUGACCUAACCACCCUGGUGGAUGGGUACCUAAACACCUACCGAGAAGGGUCUGCAGACCGGCUGGGAGGCGUGGAGCCUACAUGUAUGGAACUUCCAGAGGAACUGCUUCAACUCAAGGACUUCCAGAAGCAGCGCAGAGAGAGAGCUGCAAAAGAAUAUAGGGUGAAUGAACAGGGACUCCUAAUAAGGACAGUGCUCUAUCCAAAGAAAUCAAUGACAGAGGCUGCAGGGAAAGAGGGAAAAGUUAGAGGUUCCUUAUUUUGUAGACCUUCCAGGCUGGAUAAAGCUCCACAUUUUACAUCUCAUGAGAAUGUAAAUUUGCUCAAAGAAGGAUCUAAGAGUGAGCAAACUACAGCAGGAUCUCAACAUGUACCUCCCAUAGAGGAAGAAACCAGUGAAGGUUCUAGUACUAAUAAGAUUUGCUCUGAGUCAGAGGGGCCAGCGGACCAGGGAACACCUCAAAAAGAACAGCUUAAGAUACUUAAACAGGAGUUUCAAACAAGCUUGUCUUUGAAAGAGGAGAUAGAACAGUUAUUGGUGUUAGGAAACCAGGAAGAUCUAAAAUGCACAAAAGGAGAUGUUUCAGUGUCUCCUUCCCUUCCUCAGGAAAACCAAGUGUCUCCAAAGUGACACCUUUCAUCCUUUCAGAAAAGCUGUGCUUCCCAUACUUCCUCCCUUUCCAGCCUUGGAGAAGACCCACUCCUGGAUCAAUCCUUCUCCAAUUCUGCCUUAGCGAUCUUUAAUUCACUCUUGAGGCUGUAAAGAUGGAGCCCAUUUCCCCUGCCCUCAGGGCCUUCCUCCGUGCUUGAGUUGCUCACGUUGUGAAUUUAGUUCUGCCUCAGUCACGGGCUUUGGGGAAAACUGUGUCCUCUUGCUUAACUCCUACAUUCCUGGAAUUUGAUUAGGAUGGGAAUGAAUGUUAAAUAAUGGAAGAAGUAAGUUUUCUGAUUAUGUCACUGUGCAGAAAUGUUCCCAGUGGCCAGAGUGAAUUAUUUCUUAUAAUUUGGGUUUAGAGGAUUUAAAGAGGGGAGAAAUCUUGGGCUUAGUAUCUGGAAGAAUCUAUACUUUUAAAAUUUUGUUGUGUUUUUUGGUUUGAAGGAGGUUGUUAAAACUCUUAGCCGUAAGUUUAAAAACAUUACAACUUUACCAGUAUUUUUUCCCUUUUCAAAAUAUUAAUUUUAAUUUGUCAAUUAUACCUCAGUAAAACUGAAAAUAAUAUUAACUUUAUUUUUGAAUUUUGAAAGUUUUGCCUGUCACAAACUAGUUAAUGUUACUACAAGAAUUGAUAUCCCAGUUUUAAUUUCUUUUCAUCCCAUUUACUUUUAGAAGAUUUUGUCCAAUUUCCUCUUAAGGCAGGAGCUUCUUUUGAAUAUGUCUAUUAUGUAAACUUGAAGUUUGAUUCCACUCCAUUUGCUUGGAGUUGGAAUACUUAGGGUGAAAGGAAGGCAUCUUGUACUGAGCCUUUUUUGUAUUAAAUACUUGCCAGUUGCUCAUAUUCUUUUGUGUACAAUAAUCAAUAAACCCGUUUGGUCAUUA